Messenger RNA from Fusarium odoratissimum NRRL 54006, 747 nucleotides. RefSeq lists its product as uncharacterized. The record is from RefSeq and is a predicted model, not a curated record. The transcript is spliced from 4 exons. NCBI's taxonomy places the organism in Eukaryota, Fungi, Ascomycota, Sordariomycetes, Hypocreales, Nectriaceae. The coding region runs from base 1 to 747 and encodes 248 amino acids.
AUGUCUACGAACAUACGAUACCCCUAUGACCAACCUUCCUUCCAAAACACCGACUUUCGACCGCUCAUCCUCCCUCAGAUUGCCUUUGGAGCAGGAGAGCCCUUCUUACGAGGAUAUAGCUCUGAGAUCAGCAAAUAUGGAAUCUCGCGCGAUCAAUUCCUUCGGGUCGUGGAUGAGAUCAACGUCGCCCGUACGCCCAACCCGGAAGCACAAUUAUUCCAAAAGGGAGCUAACAUUGCUGGGUGGUUCGUACCCGGCGCUGCCAGUAUUGGGCUUAUUGCAGGUCAAAUCGGCGUUGGUGUUGCUACAGCGUUCGGCCAUGCAUCAAUACUUUCCAAGGCGUUGUCAAAUGCCAACAUGGAACUAUUCACAUCCAAUGGACUUGAGAUAUGUAUUGUCAUGACCCAAGACCUCAACAUGGAACUGGGCAUCUCGUCUUAUGAACUACGUGACAUGCCGUAUAACAUGUCGCCAGUGGAUAGGUUGAACGCUUACGGACCACGAGUUGCCUUUGUGAACGAGAUCCUACCAGAUCGACCAGACAUGGGCCGACAAGAUCCUCUUGCCAUGGCUGGUCGAGCACUCAACAAACGGUCGAAUAAGAGGAAGGCCCAAGACGCGCAGGAGAAGCUAGACAAAGGCGAGAGGAAGGACAAGGGAAAACGACGACUUUUUAAGUCGUAUGAUGACAUUGAGUGGCUUGUGGUGAAGCUAGCACCUCCUAUGAGCGCUGGACAAUUGUAUUGA